CCCUUUCAAGUCAAACCAGAUUGGAGUGAGUGGUCAACACGAAUCGUUGCAUGGCCAAUAGUAACUAAAGGCGAAUGGUCGGCAUGGGUAAAAAGGUUGGAACCUCACUUUGCAAACGUAUGGAAAGCAACUGGAAUUUUUGAAUUCAUUCAUAUGUCCACAACUCAGGUGCCGGUAAACAAAGGCAUUCUGACAACAGCUAUGUGUUUUUGGUCGUGCUCCUAUAAUUGCUUUCACUUCCCUUGUGGUGCUAUGUCCAUCCCUCUAUUUGAUAUUUGUUCUCUAACCAGUCUUCCCUAUAUCGAAGAAGAGGUUUCUGCCUUGCUGCCAGCUGUUCCUGUAGAAGAAUAUGACCCUGGUGACACCAGAACAACUUUCCUGAGUUUCCAAAGGAACUCAAUUCUCACCACCAAGAGUAAGAAUCCGGACCAAAGAGAUCAUAUUUCCUUUUUAUUAUGUUUGAUUUACAAGUUUAUGGUCUGCCUUACUAGGAAGUGUGUUGCCAAAGAGUUCAUUCCUCUUGCUGUCAAUUUGGCACAUGGUAAAAAAUUUGCUCUUGCUCAAAUUAUGCUCGGCUCUAUAUACCGUGGAUGCUAUGAUGUCACCAUCUUUUCAUUCGGGAAAUUCAGUGGUGCUCUUUGGGUCCUACAAUUGUGGCUUUAUUCUUAUUUCCUAAAUGUCGCCCUAGAAUUGGAGAAAGUUGAUGAGGAAGAUUUACUAACUUACAGCAUGUGCGUCCAAGAUGCAAAGAAGUUGUCGCAAAGUUUUAAGACAUAUUUUAACUAUUUUGCAUCCCUCUCAAUUGACCAGCCAAAUGCAGAAUUUGCAAUAUUUCUUGAAAGGAAGUAUGGCCCAAAAUGGUAUAAAGCAAAUAGGAACAGUGAGGAAUUCAAAGCUUGCUGGAAAGCUUACAUCUCUCCAAGAGAUUUAUUCAUAGGCUGUAGCAUUAAGGGGCCACAAUCAAGGUAAUCAAAUGAGCAAGCCAACUUCACAAGAGAAAUAUUGCAACCGAUCACCGCCUCACCGCCAAAGCCUAUUGCUAUUGCACAGGCUGCUUCACUCGUGAUUGAGAUAGAUGAUGAUGUCCUUGAGAGUGAGGUUUUUGCUCAAUUGGAUCUCUUGGAUGACUUCUUGGAAAUAGAAAGGUCUGUGCCUCCUGGCUCAGAAGAUAAGAUCGUGGAAGAAGAAAAGAACAAUUCGGAUAUCCCUUCUCAAGAAUCCAUCAAUGCUGCCACCCACCUUCUUGAGCUAUUGAAUGGUAAUCCAUCUGAACUUUGCCAAGUCAUUGAUCAAAAUGAGGCAUUCAAUGCUGCUGAGGUCUUGAGCAAGGCUCCCACAUUGGAUGCAUCAGUGCGUAUGUUUUGGAGCAAUUUCCCUAUUGUUUAUAAGAACUUUAGCCAGCGGUUUAUGAAUGAGAAGAAAGUUGUGUUAGAAGCAACCGCGGCUGCAGAUCUUGCUCGGCAAUGUAAAGAUGCAGUAGAGAAGAAAAAGAGUAUUUAUGAAAAGGUGAAAAAUAGCAUUAGCACCCAAAUGAAGCUGCAUCAAGACAACCUAGAUGAGAUUGCCAAACUAGAAGCCCGCCUUGCCGAGUUGAAAAAGGCAACAACAAAGGAAGAAGACAACCUCAAAUCCCUUAAAGCUGAGAGAAGCAAAUUACUAGUUGAGCUCAAGGAAGAAGGACGUGAAGCUUUGGCUGCAAAGAGUGAGGCUGCACAACAGGAGGAGAAAGCAAAGGAAGCCAACAACACACUGCAGCAAAUGAGAGAUGAGUGGGCCGCCUGGAUGCAAAACCUUUGUUAGGUUUUUUUUUUUUUAAACAUCAUUCCUCCUUGUCACGGCCAUUAAGCCGCUUGAACAUUUGUUUCCAGACUUCUUUUUAUUUUUCUUCUUCUAAUGAUAAACAUGAAUUUAUUCA
Rubroshorea leprosula is the source of this 1915-nucleotide messenger RNA. Lineage: Eukaryota; Viridiplantae; Streptophyta; Magnoliopsida; Malvales; Dipterocarpaceae. The record is from the annotation of a GenBank genome assembly.